Messenger RNA from Penicillium canescens, 1509 nucleotides. Its product is annotated as Zn(II)2Cys6 transcription factor domain-containing protein. Lineage: Eukaryota; Fungi; Ascomycota; Eurotiomycetes; Eurotiales; Aspergillaceae. The transcript is spliced from 3 exons. Bases 1 to 1509 code for a protein of 502 amino acids. Gene Ontology annotation, molecular function: DNA-binding transcription factor activity, RNA polymerase II-specific; zinc ion binding. The record is from RefSeq and is a predicted model, not a curated record. Gene Ontology annotation, biological process: regulation of DNA-templated transcription.
AUGGUGAACGUUUCAGGCAGAAGCAAGGGCUGCUACGAAUGUCGUCAGCGCAAAGUAAAGUGCGAUGAAGCCUUUCCACGAUGUAUAUCAUGCGCGAAGAAGGGUCUGCGCUGUUCAGGUGCUCGAAGAGGUGCAUUCUUCGUUCACUCUGCGCCAACCGAACCACGAACGAGCUCUAUUGCUAUGCCAACAUCACUUGACCAAAUGUUUCAGCAUGUUUCUCAGCAGGUUUCCAGGAACAACCUUCUGGAAUUUAAUAAACUCUGGCGCUCUUCGCCUCUAACUGGUUACCAACCGAGUCGCGCUAAUAUAUUUGAUCGUCUGUUUGUGUCCCAUUUUAUUGAAUCAUUUGGGUUCAAAGCACCGGUAUCUACUAGACAACCGCCGACCUGGCUGGAUGAGCUUGUUGUUUUCACCGUUGCACCCAAGAUGAGUCUGGUACAAGAUUCCAUUCGAGCAAGUUCCAUGUUUUUCUAUGGCACUUUAUCACAGGAUCCUUCCAUUCAAGCAGAAGCAUGCAAAUGGUACUCAAGGGCCCUACGGGGCUUACAUGGCCUACUAUCACAAGCCUCUUCCCACUUCACUGGUGAUGUGAUAUGUGCUGCUGUAAUGCUUAUCCACUUCGAGCAUCUCGCUGGUACAUCCGAAGACGCCUGGGUUCAGCAUGUCAAGGGUGCAUCGAAGAUGCUUGAGGCAGGUGGGCCCGAAAGUUGCCGCGACGGGUUUUUGCACCAGCUUUUUCGUCAUCUCAGACUUCUAACAUUUGUUGCCUCAAUAUAUCGCAAUGAGCAGCAUGCCUUUGCGUUACCUGAAUGGACAAACAUACCUUUUCAGAUACAUCCAAAAACAGCAUUUGACGAGCUUAUCGAUAUUCUAUUCCGUUUACUCCCGUGCCUUUCAGUCGCAGACAAGAUUAUAACAGCAACAACCGAUACGGACGACUGGCUGCAGGAAAGGCUGAACACCAUGGUGCUGGACAUGAUAUUCCAACUCUACAAAUGGUGGUCGCAAUGUAUCUCCAUGCCGAGUCCAGUGGAAGCACCUGCAAACGAAUGGAUGAACGCCAACAAAAAGCAUACAAAUGAAGACCCAUACAACCCCAGUCAUUUCCCUCUGCUGAUUCACACAGAUAUGCCUACAGCUGCUCUGGGCUCGGUGUAUGACUCUGCAAAUCUGAUAGCCCUUCGGCUUCUUUUCCUGUCAUCAACAUCUGCCUAUCUAUACGAGGAACGCAUCCAGCGACAUGCGCAGUCAAUCUUGUCAGCCAAAGAAUUCAUUGCAGCAGUUCCAGGCCCAUCUUCUGGCCGUGGAUCGCUAAUGUUGGGAUUUCCUUUAAGGAUCAUGAGAAUUUGGAAUCCUCCCAUCCCGGAAAAUGCUUAUGAAAAGAGCGACGACAACGAACCAAUGGGCUCUUCAGCAAGAUCCAAAGAAUUAUUUGCGCAUGUGGCGUCCUACAUAUUUGAUCACUAUGUGGCAACAUCUAAGAAGAUGCGGGAUCCAUCAAAUUGA